This is a messenger RNA of Dalotia coriaria, 3049 nucleotides long. RefSeq names its product inter-alpha-trypsin inhibitor heavy chain H4-like. NCBI's taxonomy places the organism in Eukaryota, Metazoa, Arthropoda, Insecta, Coleoptera, Staphylinidae. Bases 299 to 2983 code for a protein of 894 amino acids. The record is from RefSeq and is a predicted model, not a curated record. The transcript has 12 exons.
GUCCGCACCGAGUGCCGGUCGCAUUUCACGGCAAUAAAUAAAUAAAUCAGCUCUGUCCGAGUGGGAGAUAUACAACUCUGAUCAGCUUGCAACAAGUUCAUGAGGGCCACUCAUCCUCGCACCACGCUCCUACUAGUCCUCCGUCGGCUUUUCGGCAUGUAUUAAAGUGUUUACCGUGAUCGGUCAAAACGUUCAGUUUCCAGUCGACCGUCGGCGGUUGAUGGUUGAGCGACGCUGAACAAAACAACAACUAACAAGUUAAUUUGCCAUAUUCCGAAGAAAAGGUGUAAGCACAAAAAUGCGUGGUGUAUUUGUGUUAGCACUUUUGCCGCUUGUAUUGGCAUCUCCACUAUCGCCAAUUAGUCCACCAUCAUCAACAGAAACAUUGGUUGUAGUUACGGAUACGGUACCAACCACAGAAACAAAUGAAGGCACUACACUCAGAGAGCUGGGAAAAGUUGCGUCUCCAGUCAUCAAAGAGAUGGAUAUCAUGUCUAACGUCACCAACCGCUUCUCUUCUACUCUCGUUAAGAGCAAAGUGAAGAACGAGGCUCCCAUCGCACAAGAAGUUACCUUUUUUAUCGUUCUUCCUGAUCAAGCUUUUAUUUCCGGAUUUAUCAUGGAAAUUGGUGGAAAAAAUUAUACCGCUUACGUUGAUGAAAAAGAAAAGGCUAAACAAACUUACGACGACGCCGUUCUUUCUGGUAUUGGUGCUGCUCACGUUGCAGUAUCCGCACGUGAUUCAAACAAAUUCACCGUAAGUGUGAAUGUUGAGCCGGAGAGUAAAGCCGUGUUUUAUCUCAACUACGAAGAGCUUCUUGAUCGUAAAGAUGGCCGCUACGAACUUGUUCUCAACAUUCAUCCGAACCAAUUAGUGAAGCAUAUGAAUGUACAAGUCGAUAUUAUGGAGUCGCGCCCAAUUACCUCUAUUAAGACGCCGCCGUUACGCUCGGGCAAUGAAAUUAUUAAAGAAAAUCCUAAGCUAGAUCCUAAAGCAACCAUUGAACACCCCACACCGGAAACAGCUAGGGUUACCUUUAAACCUGAUUAUAAUCAGCAGAAAGAAAUUGCACAGGGCUUAGGCAAGGAAGAAAACGAAGGUAUUGGUGGCCAGUUUGUGGUGCAAUAUGACGUCGAGCGUGAUCCACAGGGUGGCGAGGUUCUAGUAAAGGAUGGUUACUUUGUUCACUUUUUUGCUCCCUCAGAUUUGAAACCUUUAGAUAAACAUGUUGUGUUUGUGUUGGACACCAGCGGAAGCAUGUACGAUCGUAAAAUGAACCAACUUAAAACCGCCAUGCACAAUAUUCUUGGAGAACUCAAUCCUAAAGAUUUGUUUAAUUUGGUCGAGUUUAAUACAAAUGUUAAGGUAUGGAAUUUAGAUGCACCGACAGAAAGCACAUUGUUUCCAAGUUCGGAAGAUAGUUGGUACAGUGGAGAUAAAAUAUUUGACUUGUCGGAUGUUUCUUUUCCGCCUGCGUAUCCAGUUAAUAAUAACACAAUUAAAAAGGCUAACAAAUAUGUUGAUCAGAUGUUUGCUACUGGUGGCACCAACAUUUACGAAGCACUUCGUGUUGGUUUACAUUUGGUUAAACUGAGGCAGACGAGAACCGGUGACAAGAAUGCUCAACCCUUAAUCGUUUUCCUCACUGACGGUGAUCCCACUGUAGGCAAGACAUCGCCAACGGAUAUUAUCAGCCAGAUCCAAGAACAAAAUCUUGCAAAGGUGCCAAUUAUUUCUUUAUCUUUUGGUACCGGUGCCGAUAGAUCAUUUUUGCAAAAACUUUCUUUGCGUAACACCGGCUUUGCUCGACACAUUUACGAAGACUCUGACGCCAGUCUUCAACUUGAAAACUUUUAUAAAGAAAUCUCAUCACCAUUACUACACAACAUCAAAUUUGUUUACACUCCUGAUGUGACCAGUCUAACACGCACCGAGUUUCCCAUUUUGUACGGCGGCGCCGAGAUUGUUGUCUGCGGUACCUUCCCCGGAAACGAAUUUAACAAAGAGGCUAGUAAGGUAGUGUCGUGGGGACGCAACGGACCUAUUGAUUUAUUGCCUUCUGUACAAAGGGCUACAGGUCAACUUGAAAGGCUAUGGGCUUACAUGACAAUUAAACGCUAUCUGGACGCCAAAGAUGUUGCAGUUGGCAAUACCACAGAGUAUGAAAAGAAAGCGCUUGAUUUGGCAAAAAAAUAUUCUUUUGUAACUCCCGUUACUUCGUUGGUUGUUGUAAAACCGAAUGCCACAUCUAAACCAGUAGAGACAGAAGCUGCCGAUCAGGCUAACUUCCCUGUUUCACAGUAUGCAUUGCAAUCAUUCCCUGCUGUUGGUCAUCGUAGCUUCAUUCUACCCUUAUCAGUGAAUGCGAUGCAACCGCAAUACUCACAUAGAAGUCAUUUUGUACCUAAAAAGCUUACUUCACGAAUACGUUUCUCAGGAGUGCCCGCACCAGCAAUGUUUUAUCCAGGACCAAUGUCAACAAAAACUGCUGGAGGUGGAUUCGGCGGUGGUGCUGUUGGGUUCGGCGGUGGAUAUGCGAGUGCAGGACCAGCAACACCUUUUAAUCAACAUGUUGAUUCUCAUCCCAUUGCAGAAGAGGAUGCUGAUAUUAGGGUGCUGAUAGCGGCGGAAUCAUCCACCAUCACGAUAUCAACUACAACCCAGGAAGCAGUGACCUUGCCUCCAGAACACGCCCAAAAGUUACCAUGGUUGCAAGAAAAGAUGAAUCCUGACGGCACUCUUAAUUUCUUGAAAGGCAAAUAUCAGCUUGGGUUCAAUGAAACGUCGCCAUUGGAUGAAGAUUGUACAGAUCCCAAGAGCGAAGAAGGAUUGUGCGUUCUUCUUAAGGAUUGUGAGGCUUUGUACCCCCAGCUAACUUCAACACAAACAUUCAAGGAUUAUUUCUGUAUUAUUGGUGAUAACCUUGCUGGAGUCUGCUGCUCGAAAAAAUACCGAUCAAUGGAGAAAGCGCCAGAACCAUAAUUUUUUAUUCAUGAUUACUAGUUGUAAGGAUAUAUUUUGGUAUUUAAAAUAAAGUUGUUUUGCAAA